Molecule: messenger RNA, 1866 nt
Organism: Spathaspora passalidarum NRRL Y-27907
Lineage: Eukaryota; Fungi; Ascomycota; Pichiomycetes; Serinales; Debaryomycetaceae
Exons: 1
Coding region: 1-1866 (621 amino acids)
Source: RefSeq, a predicted model, not a curated record
AUGUCAUCAACAACAGAUUCCAAUCCGCUAUUAGUGGAUCCCUCAAUUGUAUCAAUAUCAGAUCAACCUAAUUCAACAUCAGUAUCUACGUCUACAUCUACCACCCAACUUCAUACAUCGUCAAUUCAUAAUUUAGAACCAGGAAAUGCAUUAUCAAAACUCUUGGACUCAGCAAUGGCACAUGCUGCCAAGGAAUCUACUCCUGAUAUAGUCACUAGUGAUGCUCCUGCAGUUAGUGCAAGUUCUAGUGGUUCUAGUGAUAAGGUUAGUAGUGAGUCAGCCAUAUUCUAUAGCACUAUUCCUGAGAAGAAGCAGGGUAUGGAAGGGGUGUACACCGUUGAUUACUUGUUACUGUUGAAGAAUUCUCCCGAUAUCCCUGAUUUUAAGGAUAAAUUGCCCGAGAAGUCGUUCUGGAGAAGCAACAAACCUAGAGAAUCAUAUAAUCAAGCAUCCGCUACCACUGGUAGACAUCAUAAUAAGAAAAACAGUUACAAUCGAAGAUCCCAUCAGAAUGAAACUUGGGAACGAGGGAAGCUGGAUAACUUGGGUUUUGCCAGAAGUAACGAAUUGGAUUCUAUGUCUAUGGAAAAAAUCUCACAGUUAUUGGGUGAAUCAAAUGACGAUUUGGGCGAGCCUGAAUGGGAAGAUACCAAGAAGAACGGCAAUGAUGAUAGUCUUGGUUUGAUGGGCAUGGGACAGACAGUGGAGGAUUUUGAAAGAUGGAAGUCCAAGAUGAAAUUAGAACAACGUAGAAGAAAUGGGGAAAUAAUUGAUGAAAGUUUAGAAGCUGAAAAUACUGUCCAUGCUGCUGCUGCUCAUGCUGGUAAUGAAGUUGAUAAUUUCUUUUCGUUUGUCAAAACAAAGGAAAAUGAUGACGAAAGUCAUCCAGAAGAAGCUAGUCACACUCCAGAACAUGAUAAUCAUGAAGAACUGAAGAAUAAAAGUUCAAGGUUUUUAUCAUUUUUCCCACAACCAGCUAGUGAAAAGCAACAACCUCAGCAAGCUCCAGCUGGCCCACCACCAGGCAUGUCCAAGUUUUUCAGAGGUCCACCCGGUCCUCAACCCCAACAACUGCCACAACAGCAACAGCCUCAACAGCAGCAAGUUCCGCUGCAACAACAACAACAACAACAACCACAACAACAACAACCGCAACAACAACAACAACAAAAUCAACCACAACAUCAGCAACCACCUCAACAGCGCCCACAGCAACAACACCCACAAGCAUUCCCAUUCCCACCAAGCAUGCCACCCAACACCAAUGAUAACUUUUUUAUGUCCUUAUUAAACAAGAAGGAGCCAGGACAAGAAACUCCUGAACAAAAGCAACAACAGCCACAACCAUCUCCUCAACAACAACAACAAUUGAAACAACAACCUUCGCCUCAGCAAGGACAACCAGGCCAACAACAAAUUCCACCUUGGAUGAGACAACUAGCCUAUGGACAAAAUAGAAUGGGACCUCCUCCACAAGGACAAGGAAAACUUCCACCAGGAAUGAAUGUUCCUCCAGGACCAGGAACCCCAGGUACUCCAGGUACGCCAGGAACCCCAGGUGGUCCUCCUCCUCCUCCAGGAAUGUAUCCUUAUCCUCCUCCUGGUCACCCUGGUCACCCUCCUCCUCCUCCAGGUAUGUUCCCUAAUGGGUUCCCACCUCCGCCACCUGGCGUUGCCCCUCCAAAUUUCCAACAUGGACCUCCACAAGGCCCACCUGGUGGACAAAUGCAGCCACCACCGCAAUUUGGAAAUAGAUUCAUGCCACCUCAAUUCAUGGGUAUGCCAUUACCUCCACAUUUACAACAGCAGCAACCACAGCAGCAACAGCAACAACAACAGCAACAACAACAGAAUCAACCUCGUUAG